Messenger RNA from Peniophora sp. CBMAI 1063, 2604 nucleotides. NCBI's taxonomy places the organism in Eukaryota, Fungi, Basidiomycota, Agaricomycetes, Russulales, Peniophoraceae. The record is from the annotation of a GenBank genome assembly.
AUGUAUUCUCCGAGGACACCAGGGUUCGCGCCGAGGACAGCGGGCUUAACGCCGCGGACGCCCAUAACGCAACCUCCGCACAGUGCUGGCCUAAGAAUACAGGGUCUACGGACGCACAUAGAGCACCAUCAAAUUCCUUCGCCGAUCGAAGCAAUAGAGGCUGACAGGGACCGAUGGGAGACGGAGACAUUCUACACACUACCCGGCACGCAUGUGCCGCUAUCAACCACAGACUAUGUCGCUAUGGAUCAAGGCAACUCGUCGCCCAAAUAUAUCAGGCUGUCCACUUACAGCAUACCGAAUACCUCCAAACUCGCAGAGGAGUUGUGCGUCCCUCUGGCAGCCAUCGUGCACCCAUUCGCAGACCCCGAUCCUCGAGAAGAGUCUGUGCCGCUCGUGGAAUUUGGCGCGGAGGGACCACCACGAUGUGCAAAGUGCCGGGCCUACAUCAAUCCUUGGGUAAAUUGGACCGCGGGUGGCAAUCAGUGGAAGUGCAACCUCUGCGGGCACGAGACGCCUGUAAUACCGGAGUACUACAGCCCACUGGACAACAAUCUCAUGCGUCAGGACCAAGACCAAAGACCUGAACUCCGCAAGGGCACUAUUGACUUUGCUGUGACGUCCGACGAGUACUGGGCUUCGCAACCUCUGGAUCAGAUGCUCCCGGCCUUGGCUCUCGAUCCCUCAUCCACCGACAAGUCUCAUCUCAGGGCUCCUGCGCCUAUGCGCUUCUUUGUGCUGCUUGAUGUGUCCGGCGAAUCCAUCCGCUCCGGCUUUCUCUACGGUGCAUGUGUGUCUCUGAAGGCUGCACUGUAUGGUUAUACUGCUGAAGACGGGACCGUCCAAACCGCACCAUCGUUUCCUUCAGGGUGCUCUGUGGCUAUUCUGACCUUCGACGAAGAGUUGCAUUUCUACGAUCUAUCGCCGAAUCAGCCCGAGAGCAGGAUGCUUGUCGUACCGGACAUCGACGAACCAUACUUGCCUCUACCACCGCCCUCCAUAUUCGUCGAUCCUCACGAAUCUCGGACAGUGAUUGAACAUCUUCUGGAUAGCCUCGUUGACCGCUUUUCAGAGACACCAAUCGGCGUCUCUUGCUUCGGCUCUGCUUUGCAAGCUGGGUUAGAAGCACUUGCUUCACAUGGAGGACACAUCGUCUCCUUCAUCUCCGUGCUGCCGACUACUGGCCUCGGUGCUUUGCAACCCAUGACCACUGCGGAGGAGUCUUCCGUCUACGAUACGCCGAAGGAGAAGCAACUCUAUGCACCACGGCGCAUUGAGUGGAGCAACCUUGCGGACCAGCUCGCUGAGGCGGGUGUCGGCGUCAGCAUCUUUAUGGCACCUUCAAACAUCAUCGAUGUCGCGUCAGUCGGUGCCGUUGCGACGACCACCGGAGGAGAGAUGUUCUUCUAUCCUAUGUACAAGCCUCACCGGGAUGGGCCCAUCCUCGGCUCUCAUGUAAAUCGACUAUUCUCGCGAACGACAGGAUACAAUUGUUCUGUACGAAUACGUUGCUCACACGGUCUUCGUAUCGAUGACUACUACGGGAACUUCUACAUGUCUGGCCCUGCAACACCGACGAUGGGCGUCCUUGAUGCCGACAAGGCCAUCACCUGUUCCUUCAGCGUGACCCGAGGGUUAUCGUACAGGGAAUACGCCCACUUCCAGACGGCCGUUCUCUAUACAACUACGGCAGGCCAGCGUCGUGUGCGCGUGGUUAACCUGGCCGUACAAGUUGCUGAGCUGGCAGCGAAUGUCUUCCGAUUCGCUGACAUGGACGCAGUCGUCACAUAUCUGACAAGACACUCAAUAUCACGGAUGACGAAGGACAAGUUACCCGCAAUACGGGAUGACCUAACAGAACAAUGUUCCGCCAUCUUAUUCGCGUAUCGCAGGUACUGUGCCACAGGAAGCGUGCCCACACAGCUCAUCAUCCCGGAGGCGUUCAGGGGUCUCCCGAUGUACUGUCUCGGGAUCCACAAGAGCAAGCCACUCAAAGGCCGCAGCGUCACCGCGGACGUGCGCAUGUUUCAUGCACACUGGCUCAAUGGUACUAGCGUGCGCCAAACCAUGUUCAAUCUAUACCCGCGCAACAUGGCGCUACACGACCUGGAUGCAGUCACCGCGCUCCCGCACCCUGCCACUGGUAUAGUGGAGAUGCCUUCGCUCAUGCGCUCAAGUUACCACUUCAUGGAGGCCGGUGGACUGUACCUCAUCGAUAACGAGGAACUCCAGGUGCUCUGGGUGGGAGCGGCGGCUAGCCCGCAGCUCAUCCAGGACGUUUUUGGCGUCGACGAUAUUAACGCCGUCGACCCUUACAUAGUUGCACUCCCAGAGCUUCCGACAACGCUUUCCCAGCAAGUUCGCAACAUCAUCGCGCGACGGGUACAAGAACGUGGUGGCCGGCUCUGCCGCUUUCUCAUCGCCCGGCAGAACCUGGACGCAUCCGAGAUUGAGUACGCCGAUCUGCUCGUCGAGGAUCACAACAAUGCUGCGCUUGCGUAUACGGACUACUUGUCGCUUGUGCACAAGCAAAUCACGACUGCAAUACAAAAUGGACAAACGCUGACCCCAAGCGGUUCAAGCGGUAUCCGAGCGCCUUGGUAG